Molecule: messenger RNA, 411 nt
Organism: Lactuca virosa
Lineage: Eukaryota; Viridiplantae; Streptophyta; Magnoliopsida; Asterales; Asteraceae
Source: the annotation of a GenBank genome assembly
CUUUUCGAGAGUAGCAAUCGACUCUUCGUUCUUCUCUCACGUCUCAGUUCUCACGCUUCACCAAGACAUUAAUGUCUUUAAUCUUCAAGAACAAAACCCAAUAUUUACUCAUCGAUUAUUUAUUUCUCCAUAAACCCUAGAUAUCGACACAGUAGUAUCAAGAUUCAGGAGUAAAUUUCAAUGGAUGAUCUUCCUUUUCCACCACAAAAUCCCAACCCGAGUGACACUCAAGAUCAACAACCCUCACAAUCAAACAGAAGAUUGAUUUACAAAAAACAAAUGAUUUUCUUACAAAACGGGUAUCCAUCGGGUUCCCCAUAUCCGGAGGGGAUUUUUUCACCCGAAUCCGUUGGGGAUUUGGCGGGGAUGGGUAUGGAGAUUAGAGGUCGGGUAUGGGGACGGGGAUUGUAG